AUGGCGUUGGUUACCCAAAACGAGGAAUCUGAGAAGGCUGAAGAAGGAGAAGACUACAUGACAGGAUUCAAACUAUGGCUCAUGCUACUCUCUCUCGUCUUCAGUAUUUUUCUUAUUUCCCUGGAUAUAACUAUUGUUGCUACAGCAAUUCCGGCCAUUACGAAUCAGUUUCAUCGCCUCGAAGAUCAAGCAUGGUACAGCGCAAUCUACCUUAUGACAUCCGGCGGCUUUCAAUCGACAUGGAGCAAGAUUUAUCAGUAUUUCCCACUCAAGAUUAGCUUUCUAGGUGCAAUGGCCGUCUUCGAAAUCGGAUGUCUCAUCUGCGGCGCGGCCCCUUCAUCUACUGUCUUUAUUAUUGGCCGCACAAUUGCGGGGAUUGGAGCAGCAGGCGUGAGCUCUGGCGCCUACACCAUAUGUGCCUACAUAUCUGAGCCCAAGAAGAGGGCAGUGCAUACUGCUAUUCUCGGUGCCAUAUUUGGUAUUGGCAGCAUCCUGGGUCCUUUGCUGGGGGGUGUCUUCUCCGAGGAGUCUACUUGGCGAUGGUGUUUCUACAUCAACCUUCCCAUUGGAGUCCUCCCGAUCGUAUCAACGAUAUUGUUCUUCAACACACCGAAAGCCGCAAAGCCUCGGGAAGCGCCGAUGAAGGAGAAAUUACUUCAACUCGAUCCUCUCGGAACGAUAAUUCUGAUGGGAGCCAUCAUCACCUAUCUUAUGGCUGUUCACUAUGGUGGCCAGAUAGAUCUAUGGAAUUCUGCGCGUGUAAUUGGUCUCCUUGUAGCCUCAAUUAUAUUCUUCAUCAUCUUUGCGUUCAUCGAACGUUGGCAGGACGAAAGAGCCAUGGUCAUUCCCAGGCUAUUUGUGAAGCGAGAUAUUGGUGUUGCACUCUUCUAUACCUCUUUCCAAGGCGGCGCACUCUUUUCUAUGAUCUACUACUUCCCGCUCUACUUUCAAGCCAUACGCGGCACUGAUCCAGUCAUAUCUGCUGUCCACAACUUACCGUUGAUCAUUGCUGCCAUGGCUUUAGCCAUUGGUUCUGGCAUCUUCAUCUCUAACACUGGUUUGGCCAUACCUGUCAUGGUUGGUGGAUCCGCAAUAGCAACACUUGGAUGUGGUCUUUGCUACUUGUUCGAUCUCAAUACUAGAGCAGGUGUUUGGAUCGGAAUCCAGAUCGUCGUUGGUAUCGGUCUCGGUUGCGCAUUCCAAGUGCCCAUCAUGGUCGGUCAGGUUAGCGUUGAUGUGACCGAUCUACCAGCCGCGACAGCCAUGAUUCUGUGCUUUCAAACUAUCGGCGGUGCCAUCUGGGUAUCGGCAUCGCAGUCAGUCUUCGUCAAUAGGAUGUUGAUUGCUGUGCCACAAUUCGCGCCUGGCCACCGGUGCAGGAGAGUUGCGAAAAGUUUUGGAUCAGACGAAAUACUAGGAAUCCUCUUGGCUUACCUUACUGGUAUCAGAGCAGCGUAUUUACUAUGUUGUGCUGUAGCAGGUGCUUCUCUACUGGUUGGAGUUUUCCUGCCAUGGAACAGGCUUGAUACAGAUGCUCUAAAGGAGGCCGGAGGGGCCGCAGCAUAG
Molecule: messenger RNA, 1566 nt
Organism: Trichoderma harzianum CBS 226.95
Lineage: Eukaryota; Fungi; Ascomycota; Sordariomycetes; Hypocreales; Hypocreaceae
Exons: 5
Coding region: 1-1566 (521 amino acids)
Biological process (GO): transmembrane transport
Molecular function (GO): transmembrane transporter activity
Source: RefSeq, a predicted model, not a curated record